Messenger RNA from Neodiprion virginianus, 2658 nucleotides. RefSeq lists its product as uncharacterized. Gene Ontology annotation, molecular function: peptide receptor activity; guanylate cyclase activity. The coding region runs from base 70 to 2037 and encodes 655 amino acids. Gene Ontology annotation, biological process: receptor guanylyl cyclase signaling pathway; cGMP biosynthetic process; intracellular signal transduction. The transcript has 15 exons. NCBI's taxonomy places the organism in Eukaryota, Metazoa, Arthropoda, Insecta, Hymenoptera, Diprionidae. The record is from RefSeq and is a predicted model, not a curated record.
AUCCAAGCAAUGAUCAACUGAACGAAGACGGAGGAAUUGAAACAAAUGUGACAAGGGAGAAGAAACAAAAUGACCGUCGAAGAAUCACCGAAAUCGCGGAGGCCUUCCAGCGGAACAGGAAACGAAAACACUGAGCUAAAAAGCAGUCAGGUAAAACCAAAGACCGGAUGUUUCCGUAUAAACCCUGGAUCAAAAGACGGUCAACGAGUAUACUUGAUCCAGAUGAUUUUACUGCCAUUUAUACCGAUAGCCGCGCUUAUAGCCCAAAGUUGUCACAGCAUGGCGACGGCGGUAAAAGUUCUUCACAGAGCGGAAAACGUCGAACAACAGAUCGGUAUUACAGUUGAAAUCGGACGUUUGUUAACCGCGUUUCAACAGGAACGAACGCAAAGUGCUAUUUAUAUAUUUACCGGUGAGAACAGAACGGCACUGAACAACGCUUACGCAAAUACGGACGAGCUGCUGAGGGAUGCAAAUUGGACUUCUUGGAACGAAGAUUCGUCGUCCGGCAUCCGUUUUCACUUGACGAAUUUCAGCAAAGUGCGACGUGACGUUUUAAUUACAAGAACAGUGUGCGGAAACCUGACGCAGGAAUGUGACAACGGGGCGGCCGUUGAAGGCAUGACGAGAUGGUACGUAAGAGCGAAUCACCAAAUGCUGGAGCGAAUCUCAGAACGCAUAGGAAGCACGGCGACGGGAAAUGUCUGGAGAUUGCUGAUAGCGUACAAGUACAUAAUGAGAAGCGUGGAACACGUGACGAUAUCCGUGAUAUUCGGAUUGCAAAAGUACACCGAGGGACAGCUCAGCAAUCAAGGAUUAACUUCGUACGUCGAACACGAUACUCUGGCUCGCGAGUAUUUCGAGGCGAUUCACCAUUUUGCCCCGGGGCUUUUGCCUCUCGCAGACGACGAAGCUGGCGGUAUUAAACGGGAGGUUGAUCGUCGACGCGAGGAAAUUUCGUCAAAUGUGAAAAGCGCGAGUAACAUGAUGUUACUGAACUCCUACUACAUCGAAAUGAACGAAUACGUGGAAGUUCUCCGGAGUUACGGAACCGAAUUGCAACACCUGAUUCGCACUGGGUCUAUUUUUGCUCGUAGGCAGCACCUUUUCAAAGAAAUGAGGUCUGCGUCUAACCAGCAGGGUGUAGUCAUCGCGAUCCUAGCGCUGGUCCUGAUUAUCUCACCAGUGAUAAUCCUGCUCAUCGGAAACGCGGCUCUAACGAUUCAAUACUUUGCGGGAUCCCUCGUCUCGAGGACUCAGGAACUGAGAAGGGAAAAGGGAAAGAGCGAUCGUUUGCUCUUUCAAAUGCUGCCGCCGACCGUCGUCAAACAGCUCAAACAACAGAAGCAGGUGCCGGCGGAGGACUUUGAAUCCGUGACGAUAUACUUCAGCGACAUCGUCGGCUUCACCGACCUCAGCUCCAACAGCACGCCGAUGGAGAUCGUCAACAUGCUCAACACUCUCUACAGGCUCUUCGAUUCCCGGAUCCAAAAAUACGACGUCUACAAGGUCGAGACGAUCGGCGACGCGUACAUGGUCGUCAGCGGAUUGCCGCAGAGAAACGGGUCUAAGCACGUUGGUGAGAUAGCGACAAUGUCGCUCGAUCUUUUGUCUGGAAUACGAUGCUACACUAUACCGCAUCGCCAAGGAGAGAGGCUCGAAAUUCGAAUAGGAGUGAACACAGGCCCCUGCGUCGCUGGGGUUGUCGGCACAACGAUGCCACGAUACUGUCUCUUCGGGGAUACGAUUAACACUGCGAGUAGGAUGGAAUCGACAGGAGAAGCGAUGAAGAUCCAAGUAUCGCAAAACACAAAAGAUGCACUCGACGAUUUAGGAGGCUACAUUACAGAGUUGAGAGGAAGUAUGGAAGUUAAAGGUAAAGGAAUGAUGAACACCUACUGGCUUACGGGAAAAGAAGAGGAGCUACCUCCGCCUGUCGACCAAGUGGAAAGCAUUUUUACGCUGUGUUCGUUCAUAGAGCCAGAAUUUUUGCAGAUUAUAAACGAAAUGGACGAUACUCCAUUCUCAAUGUUGUAGAGCCAAGAGAAUGAACCGUCGCCGUACAGAACGGAGCAUAGUUCAGAGGCUUACAGUAUACAGAUGAACGUGUAUUUGAAAUUUCGAUUCAGUGAAUCUCUGGUUACGUCAAACAAAUCGACCACCAUUUAAUUUUACAGAAAUGUAGCUUUGAAUAUCGAUUAUAUAAAAGUGAAAUAUAGAAGGCGUGUAUCUGUUGGAUAUCAAUUUUUAAAAGAAAAAAACGGAUGCAGCUAACGCGUUGAAAUGAUAAAUAUGUGCAAUUUACAUAUCAGUAGAUAUUGAAUUAUCUGUCCUGUCGCUAUACGUUCUCAGUGUUAUCGUUGUCCAAUUAGAACGUAUCAUUAUAGUGGUACAAAAAUGAACGAAGAUGUGUGUCAAUUAAUGUAUCGUAUCGAUUAAGUAAAUUGGUUAGUCUUAAUUAUAGAUGGUGCAUUACUGAAUAUAUUGAAUUAAGAUUUAAUAUUCAGACGUAAAUAUUGGAAAAGUAUUUUACUGGUUGGGAUCAAUAAUGUAGGAAGGAUGUACGUACAAGAAAAUAUAAUUUGGAAAUAUGAAAUAACUGUAAGUUCAGUAAACAAACGCGUAAACAUGCUAUAUUAUAAGGGAGAAAUAUACGUU